This is a messenger RNA of Cryptomeria japonica (Japanese cedar), 4794 nucleotides long. Its product is annotated as pleiotropic drug resistance protein 3. Bases 41 to 4504 code for a protein of 1487 amino acids. The record is from RefSeq and is a predicted model, not a curated record. The transcript has 24 exons. Lineage: Eukaryota; Viridiplantae; Streptophyta; Pinopsida; Cupressales; Cupressaceae. Gene Ontology annotation, molecular function: ABC-type transporter activity; ATP binding; ATP hydrolysis activity. Gene Ontology annotation, cellular component: membrane.
CAUAUAGGACUGCAGGUUUGGUUUAGCAUAAUUUAGAACAAUGGCUCAUCCUGUAUCAACAGAUGACAUAGAGUCAUUCAGAGAGGAGUUGGCUGAAGUGGGAAGGAGCAUGAGACUGAUAAGUAGUAAUAGUUUGAGCUUCAGAAGCAAGAGGAACAGUGGCAUCUUCAGUCAAGCAUCCUCUUCCCAAUUCAAUUAUGAAGAAGAUGUUGUAGAUGAUGAGGAGGCCCUACAUUGGGCAGCUAUAGAAAAACUUCCAACCUAUGACAGAAUCAGAGCUUCUGUCCUCAAGGAAUAUGAUGAAGGUGGCAUAGUCACAGACAGGCAUAUUGUGGAUGUCAGGCAUCUCAAGCCUCUGCAGAGGCAUUUGCUCAUUGAGAAACUGAUCAAGGACAUAGAGAAAGACAAUAAGAAGUUGCUUAAGAAGCUCAGAGACAGAAUAGACAAAGUGGGCAUAGAGAUACCAACAGUUGAAGUGAGAUACCAAAACUUGACCGUUGAUGCACAUUGCCUCGUUGGUCAUAGAGCUCUUCCAACACUUUGGAAUGUUGUGAGAAAUGGUUUUGAGGGUAUUCUGGAUAUGGUGCAUCUCUCUCCAUCUGACAAAGCAAAAUUUACCAUUCUAAAAGAUGUUAAUGGUGUAAUCAAACCUUCACGGUUUACUCUUCUGUUAGGUCCACCAGGGUGUGGAAAGACAACAUUGCUCCGAGCUCUUGCAGGGAAAUUGGACCCAAAACUGAAGAUGACAGGUCAUGUCUCAUACAAUGGAUUUCAAUUCAAUGAAUUUGUCCCUGGAAAGACAUCUGCUUACAUCAGCCAAUAUGAUCUACAUAUUCCAGAAAUGACUGUUAGAGAGACAUUUGAUUUCUCAGCUCGUUGCCAAGGAGUGGGUAGCAGGCCUGAACUUCUCUUGGAACUCGGAAAAAGAGAAAAAGAAGUUGGGAUUCUUCCCGACGCAGAUAUAGACAUAUAUAUGAAAGCAGUUUCAGUUGAGGGGCUGAAAGGAAAUCUUCAAACAGAUUAUGUUUUGAAGAUCCUUGGCUUGGAUAUUUGUUCAGAUAUCAAGAUUGGUAAUGCCAUGAUAAGAGGAAUUUCUGGAGGGCAGAGAAAAAGGGCAACAACUGGGGAAAUGAUUGUAUCUCCAAUAAAAACUCUAUUCAUGGAUGAGAUAUCAAGUGGCUUGGAUAGCUCCACUACAUUUCAGAUUGUAAAGUGCCUUCAACACUCUUCCCACAUUAUGGCGGCAACUAUAUUGAUAUCACUCCUCCAACCAGCCCCAGAGACAUUUAAUCUCUUUGAUGACAUAAUCUUGAUGUCAGAAGGGCAGAUAGUGUACCAUGGGCCCCGUGCUCAUGCAUUAGAGUUCUUUGAGAGUUGUGGCUUCAAGUGCCCUGAACGCAAGGACACUGCAGAUUUUCUCCAGGAGGUUACCUCUCGAAAAGAUCAAGAACAAUAUUGUUAUAACAGGGAAAAGCCAUAUGUAUACUUUACAGUUGAGCAGUUUUCUCAGAGAUUCAAAGAGUUCCAUGUUGGACAAGGGUUGUCAAAAGAAUUGUCACAGCCUUAUGAUAAGUCCAAAAGCCACACGGACGCUUUAUCUUUCAACAAAUACUCGUAUAGGAAAUGGGAAUUGUUCAAGGCAUGCUUUUACCGAGAAUGGCUACUUAUGAAGCGAAAUUCAUUUGUUUAUAUAUUCAAGGCAGUACAACUUCUUGUAGUUGCAUUUAUCACAAUGACAGUCUUCCUUCGGACACACAUGAAAGUUGACUUGAAGCAUGGAAAUUAUUAUCUAGGAGUUCUCUUUUUCUCACUUCUCUUCUUGAUGUUCAAUGGUUUUGCGGAGCUAUACAUGACAUUGUCUCGGCUUCCAAUAUUUUUCAAACAAAGGGAUCUUUACUUCUAUCCAGCAUGGGCUUACACACUUCCAGGAUUUGUUUUGAAGAUUCCACUCUCAUUGUUGGACUCAUUUAUUUGGACCUCAACAACAUACUAUGUAAUUGGUUACUCCCCUGAAGCUGGCAGGUUUUUUCGUCAAUUUUUUGUAUUUUUUACUCUACAUCAAAUGGCAAGUUCGUUGUUUCGUGCUAUUGCUGGAUUUUGUCGACACAUAGUCAUUGCUAACACUGGAGGUUCAUUUGCAAUAUUGACCGUCUUGACACUUGGUGGAUUCCUAAUUCCCAGAUCUUCUAUUCCAAAAUGGUGUCGAUGGGCAUACUGGAUUUCCCCUUUGUCAUAUGCAGAGAGUGCAAUUACAGUCAAUGAAUUUCUUGCUCCACGAUGGGAAAAGUUGUCUUUUCAAAACACCAGCCUUGGUGUACAGGUGCUGAAAAAUCGUGCACUUUUUCAUGAAGAUCGUUUUUAUUGGAUAGGCAUUGGAAGUUUAAUUGGAUUUACUAUACUAUUCAACUUUGCAUACACCCUUGCUUUGACAUAUUUGAACCCCAUUGGCCAAUCACAAACUGUAAUAUCUCGAGAAGAGCUGGCUCAUAUUCAAAAUAGCCAAGAAGAUGCCACUGAUGGUCUACAUGAUGGAUCAAGUCCAGUGUCUAGGACUGAAGACAGAAGUACAGCUGAAAUGCACGUUCACCAUACAACCAGGGCAUGUGAUGAUAGCAAAAGAAUCUAUAAAGGUUCUGAUUCUGCCAGAUUCAUUGAUGCAAAACGUGGAAUGAUAUUACCUUUCCAGCCUUUAUCAAUCGCCUUCCAAGAUAUCCAGUAUUUUGUUGACAUGCCUGUGGAAAUGAAACAAGAGGGAGUAACAGAGAAAAGGCUUCAAUUGCUGACAGAUGUGACAGGAGCUUUUAGGCCAGCAGUUUUGACAGCUUUAAUGGGUGUCAGUGGAGCGGGAAAGACAACGCUGAUGGAUGUUCUUGCAGGAAGAAAGACUGUAGGUUAUAUUGAAGGAGAAAUACGAAUCUCAGGGUUCCCAAAGGUGCAAGAAACAUUUGCCCGAAUAUCAGGCUACUGUGAACAGAAUGACAUCCACUCUCCACAAGUUACAGUGCAUGAGUCGCUUCUUUAUUCAGCUUGGUUACGCUUCGCACCUGAAAUAGAUUCCAAGACCAAGAAGCAUUUUGUGAAUGAAGUCAUGCAGCUAGUUGAAUUAGAUGAUUUGAAAGAUGCCCUUGUAGGCAUUCCUGGUGUUAGCGGUUUAUCUACAGAACAGCGCAAAAGAUUGACAAUUGCAGUGGAGCUUGUUGCAAAUCCUUCAAUCAUAUUCCUGGAUGAGCCUACCUCCGGUUUAGAUGCUCGGGCUGCUGCUAUAGUAAUGCGUGCAGUGCGGAAUACAGUGGAUACAGGGCGUACGGUAGUUUGCACUAUUCACCAGCCAAAUAUUCAAAUUUUUGAAUCAUUUGAUGAGCUGUUGUUGAUGAAGCGCGGAGGUGAAAUAAUUUAUGCUGGUGCUUUAGGUCACCAUUCAAGAAAAGUCAUAGAAUACUUUCAGGCUAUAACAGGUGUUCCUAAGCUCAGGGAUAGGCAUAAUCCUGCAACAUGGAUGUUAGAGGUAACCUCAAUGACUGUUGAACAGCAACUUGGUAUAGACUUCGCUCAGAUCUACAGAGAAUCAAGUCUUUCUAGGGAAAAUAUUCAGCUAGUUGAGGAGUUAAGUACCCCUGCCUCUGAUGCCAAGGACCUGUAUUUCCCAACUCAGUAUGCACAGAACGCUUGGAAGCAAUUUACAAGCUGCCUCUGGAAGCAGUUUUGGACAUAUUGGCGAAGCCCUGGUUACAAUUUGGUCCGCUUUUCUUUCACUUUUGGUUCAGCAUUGCUCUUUGGUGUCAUCUACUGGCAACAAGGGACAAAAAUAGAAUCCGAAGAAGACCUCUUCAAGUCGGUGGGAGCCAUGUAUGGUGCAAAUAUAUUUAUAGGAGUAACUAAUAGCUCCUCUGUGCAACCUGUAGUUGAUGUAGAACGCCAGGUUUUCUAUAGAGAAAAGGCAGCUGGAAUGUAUUCUGGCAGCGUAUAUGCUUGGGCACAGGUAGCAGUAGAACUCCCAUAUGCCCUUUUACAAGCAAUCCUCUAUGGGCUCGUCACAUAUUCAAUGAUGGGCUACCACUGGUCUGCAGAUAAAUUUUUCUGGUACCUAUUUGCAAGCUUCUGCACUUUUCUCUACUUCACAUACUACGGGAUGCUGGCAGUCUCAAUCAGUCCAAAUGCUCAAGUUGCAGCCAUAAUUGCAUCUGCAUUUUACUCUAUUUUCAGUCUUUUCUCAGGCUUCCUCAUACCAAGACCUCAAAUUCCUGGCUGGUGGGUAUGGUACUACUGGAUUUGCCCAACUUCCUGGACUCUGAAUUGUCUCAUAACUUCUCAGUAUGGAGAUAUGACAAAGCAGAUAAGAAUCAAUGGCAACUCUCAACAAUCAAUCAAAGACUUCUUAAAAGAUUAUUUUGGAUUUCAUCAUGACAUGUUGGGCAUUGUGGCUGCAGUCUUGGUAAUCUUUCCUGUAUUUUUUGCAAUUAUGUUUGCUAUUGGCAUCACCAGAUCCAAUUUUCAGAAGAGAUAAUGGCAAUUUUGGAAAUAAGCCACAUCCAUUUGGGAAAAACUUUGUUGGAUAAGUUUUAACUUGUCCUAUCUCAUCCUACCACAUAUGUACCAGGGCACAUCAUUUAUCUACUUCAGGAUAUAACCUAGGUAAUUUGUAUAUCACGCUUUAUAAUUGGUUUUGGACCCCAUCCUGAUGAUUAGGAACUAGGAGGUUGAAUGGCCUCUAUCUUAAUUAUAUAUGGACAUUGUAUUGUUGAUGAAGUGCUUCUGCCAUUGUCAAUCAUAUUGUGUAUUGAUUUAGUUUGUUUA